UUCCUGACGAGACUCCCCAAGACUUCCCAGCAAAGCUUGGCUGCCGUGAAACCAUGGCGCACAUCGAUGUCGUGGCGGACGACCGAGCUGCGCUGAAACGUGUGGCAGCACGCGGGACCGUUGGCUGGAACGAAGGCCCCGGCUUUGUCGUAAGUCGCCGUGGUGCUAAAUUGCAGCGAUUGGUGAAGGAUCAGCUGGAGGAGACUAUACUGCUAGGCGCAGCGUGUUCCGAAGUCUUCAGUGGUCCGCGGCUGGCGAAGGUGCUGCGCCCAGCGCUAGAGCAUCAGCGAAAGGCAAUUGAGGCCAUGGAGAAGGAUGAGCCGUGGGAGCCGCUGUCCAUCCACACCUCGGCAGGCCUCCCAGCGGCACUGGAAAAGUUUCUGAACUGCUUGGAGAAGCACCUGCCACAAGCACCUGAAGCACCUGAAGCACCUGAAGCACCUGGUGAUGCCAACGAUUGGUUUGUGAACUUGCAGUUGGAAGGGGCCACUGCAGUCUGGGCUGGGGUGGAAGCAGUGGCACAUCUGCGGCAAGCGCUGAAGCCUGAGGAGCAGAAGGAAUGUCUGUUGGGCGUGGCGCAAGCUUCGUACCACGGAGCCAAAACAACAGCCCUGGGGCAGCCCGCGCUUCCCAGAUGGCCCGGUGCUCCGCGGACCACUGGGCAGGUGGCAUAUCCAGUCCCAGACUCAGAUGAUCCCAAGGCAUCCGAGGAGUAUUUGGAAAAGUUCAGCACCUUCCUCCGGGACAACCCACAGGUGGGCAUCUUCAUUUUCGAACCCCAGUGGGGCUCCAGUCGUUUGGGGCGGACCUGGCCGCCAGCAUUGCUUCGAGAGGUGAUCUCUCGCUGUCAUGCGGCCUCUCGCUUUGUGCUUUGCGAUGAGGUCAUGUGUGGCUUAGGCCGGCAUGGACAUGGCUCGCUGUUCUUGAGUGCCGCAUGGAAUCUGAGACCCGAUGCGGUGACCUUUGGCAAAUCCAUGGCAUCAGGUGCCGUGUUUCACGUGGGUGUACGCCAAGUCCGCUUUGCAGACGCUCCAUUGGUACUUGCGCCAGGACAGUGUUUCACGAUGAUGCACGCGGAAUCCGCUGACAAGUGCAACGUUUGCAGAGACAACAGUGGCACUCGCGCCAAAACGGUAGGUGUUUCACAUAGGUUUCAGCCAAAUCCGCUGACAGGUGCAGCAUUUGUAGAAGCUUCGUUGGCACUUGUGCCAACACAGUGUUUCACGUGAGUGUACGCCAAAUCCGGUGACAGUUGCACUUGCAGAUUUUGCAGACACUCCAUUGGUACUUGCGCCAAGGUAGUGUGUCAUGUGAGUGUACGCCAAAUUCGCUGACAGGUGCAGCAUUUGCAGACGCUCCGUUGGUACGUUCGCCAAGGUGCAGCAUUUGCAGACACCCGUUGAUUCUUGCGCC
Molecule: messenger RNA, 1413 nt
Organism: Cladocopium goreaui
Lineage: Eukaryota; Dinophyceae; Suessiales; Symbiodiniaceae
Source: the annotation of a GenBank genome assembly